Molecule: messenger RNA, 710 nt
Organism: Marmota flaviventris (yellow-bellied marmot)
Lineage: Eukaryota; Metazoa; Chordata; Mammalia; Rodentia; Sciuridae
Gene: Tmem107
Product: transmembrane protein 107
Biological process (GO): non-motile cilium assembly; protein localization to ciliary transition zone
Cellular component (GO): MKS complex
Source: RefSeq, a predicted model, not a curated record
CGCUAGCAGAGACUCUAGGAGUGAUCCUCUUUAUACUCCCAUCCUCUAAGGCCGUGCUCCUGUCCCCAAAGGCCAUGGGUCGGAUCUCAGGGCUCGUGCCUUCUCGCUUCCUGACACUUCUGGCGCAUCUAGUGGUCGUCAUCACAUUAUUCUGGUCCCGGGACAGCAACAUCCAAGCUUGCCUGCCUCUCAGGUUCACUCCCGAGGAAUAUGAGAAGCAAGACAUUCAGCUGGUGAUAGCACUGUCUGUCACCCUGGCCCUCUUUGCAGUGGAGCUGGCCGGUUUCUUCUCAGGAGUUUCCAUGUUCAACAGCACUCAGGGUCUCAUCUCUAUUGGGGCUCACUGUAGUGCAUCUGUGGCUCUAUCCUUCUUCAUAUUCGAGCGCUGGGAGUGUACCACAUACUGGUACAUUUUUGUCUUCUGCAGUGCCCUCCCAGCUAUCACUGAAGUGGCUUUAUUCGUCGCUGUCCUUGGUCUAAAAAAGAAACCUUUCUGAUCACCUUCAUGACGGGAAAGAAAGUAGGGACGAAGGAUGGAGGAGCGAGAAGCUGCUAACCGUUCCUGGAAGAAGGAAAGCAUAGGCUUCAGUUUCUUCUCCCUCUCCUCUCAAACUAUUUCUGGUAAAGGAUAGCAGUGGGAUAAUUAUCUCCCGAAUACGAGAUUAGCGUUUUCCUUAGUGCCUUGUAAUAAAAUAUAUUUUAUAGUAAGA